This is a messenger RNA of Dendroctonus ponderosae (mountain pine beetle), 1144 nucleotides long. Its product is annotated as ninjurin-B. The transcript is spliced from 3 exons. Gene Ontology annotation, cellular component: membrane. Gene Ontology annotation, biological process: cell adhesion; tissue regeneration. The record is from RefSeq and is a predicted model, not a curated record. Bases 534 to 1055 code for a protein of 173 amino acids. NCBI's taxonomy places the organism in Eukaryota, Metazoa, Arthropoda, Insecta, Coleoptera, Curculionidae.
UUGUUUAUUAGUGUAAAUUGCUAUUGUACGAUCCUUAGAAUGUCACAUCGGUUCUUCCUGUUUCCUUAUUCGGGACAAAGCGGGAGUUGACGGCGCGUGAAAAUUUACGGGAAAUUGUUUCGGAAAAUCGGGGACUUCGUGUCGAGUUCCUGUCGUUUUGUGUUACUCUUUAAAGUUUAUGUGUUCUGUUGCGCGACGACUCGAUAGGAUUUUAGGGAUUGACGACAAUCUGGUCGAAUAGCUAAGCGGGUACACUUAGUGGACAUGCCACCCAUUUUCCACAUAAUUAAAUAACUAUUAUUCACAACAUUAAAAGUUUUUUACUGGAACACAACCUGGAAGCUCGUUUUCAAUUAGAAGCUUUAAAACUGUGUCAACAGAGUCGAUUAAAUUUCAUUUAUUUGAGACUUUAUUUAACUGUUUGACCGCAGUAAAUAAAGUUUGAUAAUUUCGCAUUUCUAGGGUGCAAAACCCAUUAUGUUAGACAUUAUAUAUAAAGCUUAAUCAAGAGAAAGAGCACGUCGGCCUAUACAAUGGACGUAAAUGACCCCGAUGAAGAACAGCUCCACCAGGAGCUUAACAAUAUAGAGCUGGGAGCCAAAGUUCCAGAGCAGGAAAAUACAGGUAAUGAUGUGCCAGAUGGAGGAAAACCGGACUAUGAAGAAGUGCUAACCAUUGCAAUGGACGACGAAGAUUCAAGUGGUGGAACCGCGUCAAGAAUUCUGCGCUAUGGAACAGUCGGCAAAAAAACAGCGGCUCAAGGACUAAUGGACAUCGCUCUUGUAACGGCCAAUGCUAACCAGUUGAGGUACAUUUUGGAAUUUAACAGGAAAAGCCACACCUUCCUCAUAACCCUUAGCUUGAUAAUAUUUUCAAUCGCCCUACAAUUGGCCCUGGCGAUGCUUUUAAUUUUCAAGGGACGGUAUUAUGUAAAAGGCGAGUCCAAAUGUAGGAACGCAAAACUUUUAAAUACAUACGUUCUUUUGGGCGUGUUUUUAAUAACAGUGGUCAACAUAUUUAUCGCUAGCUUUACCACGAUGGAUGCUGUACCAUAAGGAAAUUGGUUAUUUUGCCAAAUUUAUAUUCGUUGCUUUUUGUGCUUAAUAUAAUUUGCACGGUAGUUUAGUAAACGCUUCGCAUAUCA